GGCGGGAUCACGUACCCUAUAAGACUACAGGAAAGUCCGAUCUGCGCCUGCUUCCCAGGUUUUGCGUUCUUGUCUUUCUGUCCCCUUCCUCCCGCUCUCCAGUCCGGGCCCGAGAAGAGGAAGACGAAGGCCCCAGGAGCGUAUCAUUUGCGGAAGUGAAGAAAGGAGACGCAGAGGCUUCUGUGCGGAGAGGAGCACAGAGCAGGAGAGAGGGACAGCGAGGGAGGGAGACGGAGAGUGAGUGAGUGAGUGAGUGAGUGAGUGAGAAGCCAUGGCGUCGCAGGUCUGGCGUCGGACAUCAAAGCUUCUGCAGCAAUCGGCGUCGCUGGCGGGAGCGUCGACGCGCCAGGCCGCGGUGCCGCUGUCCAAUGCGUUCCAUCAGAAGAUCUUCUCGCGAGACCUGACGAUCGACAUCCCCACGCCGUUCAAGGCGCACAAAUGCGAUCCCCCGUCGCUGUCCGUGGAGACGUCCCCCGAGGAGCUCAUGGGCUUCUUCAAGACCAUGUACAGCAUGCGGAGGAUGGAAAUUGCGGCCGAUUCGCUCUACAAGACGAAGUUCAUCCGGGGAUUCUGUCACUUGUACGAUGGCCAGGAGGCCGUGUGCGUGGGGAUGGAGGCCGCUCUGACACCCAAGGACUGUAUCAUCACCGCUUACCGGGACCACUGCACGCAUUUGGGUCGAGGAGGUACUAUCUAUGAAGUGUUCGCCGAAUUGAUGGGUCGUAUUGACGGGUGCUCGUUAGGGAAGGGUGGAUCUAUGCACAUGUACAACAAGGCCGGAGGUUUCUUCGGAGGAAAUGGAAUUGUGGGUGCCCAAACUCCUCUCGGUGCCGGUUUGGCAUUCGCCCAAAAGUACUUGAAGGUGGACGGCGUCACCAUGGCUCUGUAUGGAGAUGGUGCCGCUAACCAGGGACAGCUCUUCGAGGCCAUGAACAUUUCUGCUCUUUGGGAUCUGCCCGUGAUCUAUGUCUGCGAGAACAAUCACUACGGCAUGGGAACAGCCGAGUGGAGAUCAGCCAAGAGCCCCGAGUACUACAAGCGUGGUGACUACGUUCCCGGCCUCAAGGUCGAUGGAAUGGACUGCCUGGCUGUGAAGCAAGCUGUGGCUUACGCCAAGACCCACGCCCUGGCAAAGGGACCCUUCGUGCUCGAGUUCGAUACCUACCGAUACCACGGCCACUCCAUGUCCGACCCAGGAAGCACUUACCGUACCAGGGACGAGAUCAGCGGAGUUCGACAGGAACGUGAUCCCAUCGAGAGAAUUAGGAAGCUUUUGAUCGCGCAGGAAAUCGCCACCGUUGCCGACUUGAAGAAUGUCGAGAAGGAAGCGAAGAAGGCAGUGGAUGAUGCUUUGGCGAAGGCCAAGGAGAGCCCCCAGCCUCCUCUGGAAGAGCUCUGGUCGAACGUCUACGCCAAGAGCCUGGAUGCCGAGGUGUACGGCGCGGACAGGAAGGAAGUGACAGUGAAGCUGACAUGAGCACGGGCGACUGGGCUGGCUUUUCAAAGCUUCUAAGUUUUGCGACAUUGAUGAAAAAAAUAUUGCAGUAUGAGUUCUAUACAUGAGAGGAUAAAAUUUGCCCCAUCGUCAAGAUCAGCUGUCUGGGAAUGGUACUACAGAGUCUGAGAUCUGACAUGAGUGUCGGAGCUGCAAUCCUCCCAAGCUUGAAGUACAGAUCACGGAACCAUCGGACAUCAGAGGGUUGGCAGACUUGAUGACUCUACUGCAUCCGAAUAAGCUGGACAGGACGAGGAACGUGGGUAAUCCUCUCAAAUCGAGGUGAAUUUUGGACAUCGCAAGGGUUUUGCCAUGUUGCUUAUUAUCAUUCAGAGAUGAACUGUCUUGACACUCAAGCGCAACCUUCUCGCUUCGUGAUGCUCUCUGUAUCUUGGAGGCUCAAGACCGAGGGGUUCAUGAAAUUCUUACGUAAAAUAGGUCAAUUCCAUGUGAAAUAUUGUUGUGCCUCUCAUUUUGGAAUCACUAGCUCCUUCACUUUCGCCAUUGGUCCUCCUUUGAUUCAUGAGAUACUUGGCAUUCUGGUCUGUACACCUUCCUGUUGCAAUGAGCACGAUGACACCAGGCAUUCGAUCUUUGGGCCAGAAUCUGUUGGACCUUAAAGUGUGCUAUUUCGAGAUUCCUUGCAUUUGGUGUUCUUUGAUGUCCGGGUUUCUAGUAAACCACGAUUUAAGUUCGCUUGUACAUCAAUAAAGGCAAUCUGACAAGGGCAAGAAUUUGAAUAC
Messenger RNA from Marchantia polymorpha subsp. ruderalis, 2238 nucleotides. The record is from the annotation of a GenBank genome assembly. NCBI's taxonomy places the organism in Eukaryota, Viridiplantae, Streptophyta, Marchantiopsida, Marchantiales, Marchantiaceae.